CACAUAGAUGAGGUGUGUUGCUCUCUCAUGAGAACAAAGCUGGCUGUGAGGCUGGAAGCCUCUCUCACUGCUCCUCACGAGCAAGGGGCAUCCUGUGUGGACUGACGCUUUGAAAGGAGGAAGAGAGGAGGAAGCACCCUUGAGCAGAACACGGGAGGUCUUUGCCAAAUCUUUAGUCUCUCCUGUUGGAAAACUGAGCCAGAGCCAGGAUGUUUCAGACAUUUAAAGAAUGGUUCUGGAUGGAAAAGCUCUGGCUUCCUCCAGUGAUAAAAUGGUCGGAUCUUGAAGAUCAUGAUGGACUCGUCUUUGUCAAACCUUCUCAUUUAUAUAUGACAAUUCCAUAUGCUUUUCUGUUGUUGAUCAUCAGAUAUUUCUUUGAAAAGUUUGUUGCCACACCUCUAGCAAAAGCAUUUGGCAUUGAAAAGGCUGUUCAAAAAAUUAAACCAAAUACUAUCUUAGAGAAUUUUUUCAAGAAUUCCACAAGACAGCCGUCACAUACUGAUAUUUAUGGACUGGCAAAGAAGUGCAACUUGACAGAGCGCCAGGUUGAGAGAUGGUUUAGGAGUCGGCGGAAUCAAGAGAAGCCUUGCCGGCUGAAGAAAUUCCAGGAAGCCUGCUGGCGGUUUACAUUUUACUUACUUAUUACUAUUGCUGGAAUUGUAUUUCUUCAUGAUAAACCGUGGGCAUAUGACCUGUGGGAGGUUUGGAAUGGUUAUCCCAAACAGCCCUUGCUGCCAUCCCAGUAUUGGUACUACAUUAUGGAAAUGAGUUUUUAUUGGUCACUGUUGUUUAGCCUGGGCUCUGAUGUCAAGAGGAAGGAUUUUCUGGCUAAUGUCAUCCACCACCUGGCUGCUAUUAGUUUGAUGAGCUUCUCUUGGUGUGCUAAUUAUAUCCGCAGUGGGACCCUUGUGAUGAUUGUGCAUGAUGUGGCUGACAUUUGGCUGGAGUCUGCUAAGAUGUUUUCUUAUGCUGGAUGGAAGCAAACCUGUAAUGCCCUGUUUUUCAUCUUCUCUGCCGUAUUUUUCAUCAGCCGCUUCAUUAUUUUUCCUUUCUGGAUUUUAUACUGCACAUUGAUUCUGCCUCUGCACUACCUUGAGCCUUUCUUCUCAUACAUCUUCCUCAACCUACAGCUCAUGAUUCUACAGGGCCUUCACCUUUACUGGGGAUAUUUCAUCCUGAAGAUGCUUAAUAGAUGUGUGUUCACAAAGAAUAUUCAGGAUGUGAGAAGUGAUGAUGAAGAAGAAGAAGAGGAGGAAGAGGAAGAGGACACCAAAGGCAAAGAGAUAGACUGUGUGAAGAAUGGUGUUGGGGCCGACAGGCACCUCAUCCCCAAUGGUCAGCAUUGUCAUUAGCAGGAAGCCACCCCGGGGUGCUGCAAAGACUGUUGGAAGUGAAAUGCUUCUCACUCCACUGCUGCGGGCACAUAGAGACCCAUCAUUUGCCCUUCCUUCCUUUUGUUUGCGAUGGGGUCUCCUAUGUUGCCUCAGCUAGCCUCCUACCCACUUGUCCUGGUCCUUCCCUCCCUUCAAAGAGUGUUCAACAGAAUGUUGUUGCCUUGUGAUUAAGUGAUAGAUCUGGGCAUAGCCGUGGCUGUUCCUGCAGCCAGGACUCAGGCUGGUCAGAGAUUUCAGAGCUUUCUCGAGCAGCCGUCCGUUUUCAUUGUUCCUUUGCUCACGCACUUGAAGCGGUUGACUUCUUCAGGAGCUCACUUGGCUUAGGCCCUUCUCAGUGUGUGCAUCCUCCGGGUGACUUUGGCAUGUGCCAAGGAAACCCGCUUUCUCAUGGUCCUCGGCCCCAACAGCCAGCCAUUCCCAGAAGGUGUAUUCGAAGUGGCCAUGAGGCAGUUGCAGAAGCAGCAGCCCAGGAGACAGGCUUCCAGGGUUACUUCCUGCCUUGAGCAUCUCCAGAGCGCCCCACGUGUCCAUGCGGCUACCUCACAGGUUGGAGUGAGCAUCCAGUGAAAUACCAGAAGUGGGAGUGCCUGUGUCUCCGGUGGUGUUGGUGUUGACGGCCCUCUUUGUACUGUGAUGUCCCCCACUGUGUGGAGGACAGAAAUCUGACUGGACUUUGUAUGAGGGGUCUGAAUGAAAGGCAUGGUUUUCACAAUUACUGUGCUAUAUGAGGCACCUCGGGAAAUAUGCAAAAGACAACUUCCACUUGAGGUGGUCAUAAUGUGUCUGUUUCUCCAAAAGAUAAUUUCAGAUCACCCAAGUCCUCUUGCGUGGGGUUCUAUGGUGAGGGAAGAGAGUGUUGGCCCUUUCUUCUUGUCUUUUGCUGGCUUCUCACUUCUUUUCUCUCUAAGAGAAAAGCUGCGUUAUGCUGCUCCGAGACCCAUCCGCAGGCCACAGAGCUGCCGUGGACUGUGAGGAUUCAUCAGCUUCUAGGGAGAAUGAAUCCUGAGUCAGGUUGCUCAGGGAGCCAUGUCACCAGGAAGCCAGAGCCUCUGGGGUGGCACUGUGGAAGCUGCCUGCCCUGGAAGAAUUCUUGGAAACAGGAAGGAGAAGGCACACAGUUUCAUCUCACUAUCAAACCCAUUCAGACUGCAUAAUGUGAGACAACCAAUGCAGCUCACCAGGCCCUUUCAGUAGAAAGGGUCCUAUGCACACUAAAUAGUACAAGGAGUUUGGUUUUUAAUAAAAAUGUGUUUUUAAAACUUCAUGCUAAGCAAAAACAAGAAAACAGGCAAAAACUCUUCAGGAUUCUUUCCCCAACAAUACUUCUGUUGAAGAAUCGUAGUAAAAAUAGAACAAAACAAGUCUCAAACUUUCUCUGCGUAUUUACUUUUAUGAGUCCCAUACUAUAUGCACUAUAUGUAUAAUGUGAUAUAAUAUCU
Messenger RNA from Jaculus jaculus (lesser Egyptian jerboa), 2833 nucleotides. It is a transcript of the gene Cers3, whose product is annotated as ceramide synthase 3. NCBI's taxonomy places the organism in Eukaryota, Metazoa, Chordata, Mammalia, Rodentia, Dipodidae. The coding region runs from base 210 to 1352 and encodes 380 amino acids. Gene Ontology annotation, biological process: ceramide biosynthetic process. Gene Ontology annotation, molecular function: sphingosine N-acyltransferase activity; DNA binding. Gene Ontology annotation, cellular component: membrane. The record is from RefSeq and is a predicted model, not a curated record. The transcript has 12 exons.